AUGACGACGUGCCGUCUGCUGUGCGCCCUGCUGGUUCUCGUCCUGUGCUGCUGCCCGUCUGCAUGCGUUGCGCAGGAUCCUGAAAACGUUCAAGCUUCUGAUGUUACUUUAACCGCAACCGUUACACUGUCCCUUCCAUCAGAGGAAACGCUUGAGGCGGCCGGUGAGUCAGAGUCGCCAAAUCCGGGGUCCGAUACGGAAAGGGGAAAAGCUGUCUUAGUGGGAGAACAAAGUUUGGCACAUCCGGAACAGCAAUCAAAAGGCGCACUCAGUACGUUGCAGACAGAAGUUGCAAGCAGUACUACAGAGACACAAAGUCUCACGCACCCAUCCGCGGACAAAGCAGUAGAGAAAGCCGAAGAUCCCGCAAAGACGACCACAACCACAACACACGCACCAACUAAAACGACCACGACAACCACCAUUGCGCCAGAGCCACCAACCACGACGACUACAGAGGCGCCAACUACGACGACCACCCGCGCACCGUCACGUCUUCGCGAAGUGGACGGCAGCCUCAGCAGCUCUGCGUGGGUGUGUGCACCGCUGCUGCUAGCCGUAUGCGCGCUGGCGUACACCGCUGUGGGCUGA
Molecule: messenger RNA, 591 nt
Organism: Trypanosoma cruzi
Lineage: Eukaryota; Euglenozoa; Kinetoplastea; Trypanosomatida; Trypanosomatidae
Product: mucin TcMUCII, putative
Exons: 1
Coding region: 1-591 (196 amino acids)
Source: RefSeq, a predicted model, not a curated record